Molecule: messenger RNA, 1542 nt
Organism: Gopherus evgoodei (Goodes thornscrub tortoise)
Lineage: Eukaryota; Metazoa; Chordata; Testudines; Testudinidae
Product: serine protease 27-like
Biological process (GO): proteolysis
Molecular function (GO): serine-type endopeptidase activity
Source: RefSeq, a predicted model, not a curated record
AGCUAGGUUUAGAACCUGCUGCCUCAAAGCCAGAGCUUUCUGUUCCGCUGGCUGGAGGCUGAGCUGGGUCAUCCAGACCCAGAGCUCCUGUGGGGCAGGAUGAUGGGGGGGCUCCGCUCCCAGCUGGCUGCACUGCUCCUGCUGCUGGUGCUGCUGUCCCCAGUACAUGGUGCUGAGAAGAGUCAAGACCAGCCAGUGUUCAGCCGUAUCAUCAGGGAGCAGGAUGUACAGGAGGGUCGAUGGCCCUGGCAAGUCAGUGUGCAGGAAUAUGAUGAUGAAAAAUGUGAAUACCACCACAUCUGUGGAGGAUCCCUCAUCUCAGCCCAGUGGGUGGUGUCAUCCGCUCACUGCUUCAAUUGCUAUCGCAAUGAAUCUGAGUAUUGCGUGAACCUGGGGGAGUACCAGCUCCCCAACCCCUCCCCGACCUGCAUCUCGUCCCCCGUGUGUCACAUCAUCAGACAUCCUGACUACAACCAGUGCAUGUACAUCGCUGACAUUGCCCUGGUGCAGCUGACGGAACCUGUCAACUUCACGGACACCAUCUGCCCCAUCUCUCUGCCCGGCCCCUCCACCCAGUUCCCAGCCGGGGAAAAGUGCUGGGUCACUGGUUGGGGCAAAACUGGGUCAGAGUAUGAAGAUGAGGGGGGGAUGGGAGCUUGCUCUUUCCCUCAGUCUGCCUAUCGUGUGAACCUCGGGGAGCACCGGCUGUCCAAUCCCUCCCCGAGCCUGGUCUCAUCCCCUGUGCGCCAGAUCCUCGUCCACCCUGAUUACAAAAGGGGGACCCGUGCAGCUGACAUCGCCCUAGUGCAGCUGGCGGAGCCAGUGCGAUACACCGAAAAAAUCCUCCCUGUCUGCUUGCCUGGCCCCUCUGACUCCUUCCCUGAAAACCACAUGUGCUGGGUCACUGGUUGGGGGAGAAUAGACUCUGAGGGUAAGACCAUCCCCCGGGGGAGAUGCUAUCACUCUGUGACUCAAGCCCUGUGCUCCUGGAGCCCUGUGAUUCCUGCUGCAUCACGAAAUAAUCCCUGCCCAGCUCUCUGCUGCCCCCUGCCAGCUGGUACCCCCGACUGGCUGUAUCCCUCAGCCAUCUGUGAGGCAGCUAAUCUAUUGAUCUCAGUCUCUCUCCCACCCCCCAAGAUGCUGCAGGAGGUUCAGGUCCAGCUGAUCAUCUGCAACGCCCUCUACAACAUCGACCCAGCCCCGAACAUCGGCAGGGACCACAUCAAACCCAACAUGAUCUGUGCCGGCUACGCCGAAGGGCAGAGGGACUCCUGCCAGGGUGACUCUGGGGGGCUGCUGGCCUGUGACCACAAUUGGACCUGGUUCCUGAUGGGAGUUGUGAGUUGGGGGGAUGGCUGUGGCCAGCCCAAUUGUUCUAGGGUCUAUGUCCGGACAGUGGCCUACGGUGAAUGGAUAUGGGGGCACGUAGUGUCCGGGGGCCAAGCCACAUCCAUGGAGAACAGCAUCUCUGAAGUAAAUGAUGCCAGAUCCUCCUUCAGCACCUACACGCUUCUCUUCACCACUCUCCUGAUGUCAUUGUGA